Messenger RNA from Penicillium malachiteum, 558 nucleotides. Its product is annotated as ankyrin repeat domain-containing protein. The record is from RefSeq and is a predicted model, not a curated record. Gene Ontology annotation, cellular component: cytoplasm. Gene Ontology annotation, molecular function: protein binding. The transcript has 2 exons. NCBI's taxonomy places the organism in Eukaryota, Fungi, Ascomycota, Eurotiomycetes, Eurotiales, Aspergillaceae. The coding region runs from base 1 to 558 and encodes 185 amino acids.
AUGGCCAAUGAUUGGAACAUCCUUCUAUCCACCCUUGGGGGAAAUGAAGGGGAUAUUGUAGUCGACUCUAACGACCAGAUGUUGGGUGAAAAUGGUCUACAGGGAAAUAUGAUGGCAUUUGACCCUGCUGGUGGAGACAAGUCAGAGCAAAUGGUUUCUGAAUCGGUUGGUGUCCCCGUGUAUCGAUUCUCAGCUCUUUGGGCUACUGAUGCCAAUAAAACAUCUAGAAAAGCACGUCAACACUCGAUCCCCUCUCGAAGCUCUCCAAUUUCCAUCGCUUCGGCUGCCUAUAGAGGUAUUCUGGAGGGAGAUAAUGGCAUGACAGCGCUUCAUCUCUGUGUCUCCAAAGGGGACGUAAGGGCUGUUGUAAUACUCCUGGAUUGCGGCAUCAAUGUUCAUGCCGUAGAUUCUCAGAAACGUACGGCCUUACAUAUCGCUUGCUUUGUUGGCAAUGUGGAGAUUGUGGCCUUUCUCCUACAAGCCUCAACACAGACAGAGGUGAUGGACUGCAACGGAUAUACCCCCCCUGCACAUUGCAUGUCGAAAGGGAAGCUAUGA